Panthera uncia (snow leopard) is the source of this 8957-nucleotide messenger RNA. RefSeq names its product KIAA1328 ortholog. The transcript has 7 exons. Lineage: Eukaryota; Metazoa; Chordata; Mammalia; Carnivora; Felidae. The record is from RefSeq and is a predicted model, not a curated record. The coding region runs from base 2353 to 3618 and encodes 421 amino acids.
AGUAAAAGUGAACCAUUGUAACAUUAUUCUACCUGGUUUCAAAAUGUUUAAAACCUUUUUUUUCCUUGUAGGUAUUGGUCCCCUGAAGAGGCAGGGACUCAGGACAAGGCUCAGGUAGUUUCUUGGAUAAGUUAAAUAAGGUUUAGAUGUGCUCAUUUUGACUUGCAUAUAGGUCUUUCAGAAUAUGAAUUUGCUUAUAAGGCUUAGGUAAAAAGUCACAGUUGUAUGUAUAUUAUUGACAGAAACCAAAGAAUAAUGUUAAUUGAUAAUCUCUAUUGUUUAUUAUAUAACACAUAUUUUGCAAACUGUUUUUGAGUGCCAGCUUUAUACUAGGCACUGGCUUACACACUGUAUGGGGGAACAAACCAAAUAUUUAUGAUGCGGAAUGAUAAGUGUAUGAUAGAGAUAUUUGUAGGGUAAGAGUUCAGAGCACAGAGGAGAGGUUAACCAAGGAUCAAGGAAGACUUCUCAGAGGAAGUGACUUUAGCUCUGAAUCAUAAACCACAGAAGAAUUAAUCAAGUACUGAAGGCAAAUAAGGGAGUGCCAGACAAAAGGGAAAGCAUAUGAAAAAGCAUCAAGAUAUAAAACAUUGUUCAGAGAACAGUCUAGGUAGAUACUUCCAGGUAGCACCUCAUGCACAAUGGCUGUCCUAAUAAGUAAUAAAUUUCUUAUUACAAAAUUGUGACUUCCUCUUUGUGAAUCAGUGGCUUGGACAACAUUUAAUAGAUAAUAGACCCUCGGUAAAUAUUUCUUGAAAGAAUGACCACAAUAUGAUAAAUGGUAACUUUUUUUUUCCUUAUGUAUAAGCUGUUGUAGGAGUUGAUGGGGGCAAAGAAGACUUUAUAUAAAAUAGUCAUGAGUUGAGACUUGAAAGAUGAAUAGAAAAUUCAUUUACGUGACCCUUUUGUGCCCACCUCAUAUUAAACAAUAGCUUUAUCAUAAAUUAGUCAAAUCAGGGAGAGGAGAUAACUCUUUCUUAUAGAAGAAUUUAAAGUAAUAAAUGUAGAUACGCAUGCCAGUGAGUAAAGGGUAAAGAAAGGAACAUUCUAGACAGGGGGACAUAUUUCAAGAUGCAGAGAGCAUAGAGCUGCAUUGUUUAAUAUGGUAGCCACUAGCGACUACAUGUGACAUUUUAAAUUUAAAUUUAAAUUAAUUAGAAUUGAAUAAAAUAAAAACUUUAGUACCUUAGUCACAUUUGCCAACUUUUAAGUUCCCAAUUACCCACCUAUGACUGGUAUUGUAUAGAAUGGGCAUAGAACAUUUACAUCAUCACAGAAAGUUCUGUUGGACAACACUGUCAUAAUGUGUUUAGGAAACUUCAGGAAUCUGAUUUACUGCGAGUGUAGGUUGCAGUGUUGACAUGGAAGUUGCAAAGGCCAGGUGGAAGGAAAUGAUGCUGCAAGAGUAAGCUUAGUUCAAAUCAUGGCAAAGAGGUUGGACUCACCCUGUGAGAUUUGAGCCGGCUGCGGUUGGGGGGUGGGGGUAAGGAGUGUUUAGUUUUGAUUGUUGAAGAUAGGGGCUGAUGAAUUGAUCUGAUUAGUGUUUUUAAAGAAUCUUUGUAGCAGCAAGACAAAAAGUGGAUUGAAAGGGUGAAAUUAGUGUUCAGAAGCUUAUUGUAUAGUAGAUCAGCAGUCCAGAUGAGAAAGAUGCUGAAGACUGAGCUAAAUCAGAGGUCAUGAGGAUAGAAUGAAGGCAGACUUGAAAGCUAUUUAGAGAUAGGACUGAGGAUUUGUUGUGGGAGCGAACAGCAUCUAGAUGGCUGUCAUUUCUGGGUUGGUCAUUUAAGUAGAUGGUAUAGGACAUAAAUGGGGAAACGCGGGUUUUAAAAAGAGAAAAGGAUUGUGACUGGUUUUGGCUACAUUCGCUUUGGAGAUAGGCUCAAUUUAAUAGAGUCUGGAGGUGAGAAUAAAAUUCAGGACCAAAUAUGUGUUUCUGGGAAUUGCCGGAGUAUAAUUGGUUUGUGAAGCUUAAAGUUUGGAUGACAUUGCCCAGGAAAAAUGUGUAACACAGAAAGAGAAAAGCUACAGACAGACCCUAACAUUUAUUAAGUGUAGAAAGAUAGGGCCUUAGAAGGAGGAGGAGGAGAAAGAAUAGCUAGGAAAAAAAGAAUAGUAUUAAUAAAGAAUUGUGCCAAAAGAGCUGAAGGAAGAUAGUACUUCAAGGAAGUCACGGAUCCGGAGAAGUCAUAUAAGAGGAUCAUAAAGUACAUAUUGGAUUUGUGGAACAGAAGUCAUUGGGAACCUUUAGGAACUGCGAUUUGCUGAACUACCAGAGGGAGGUAGGAGGAGAGGGAUGGAGAGAGAGACAGACAGAGACAGAGACAGAGACAGAGAGAGACACUUUGGUUGAACAUGCGAAGACCAAGUCCUGUUCUACGUUCCUCCAUUCACAGUAUACCUUGGAUGAACUUUGCUUCUUUUCCUAAGGUUACUUUUAUGCAGGUAUCCAAUAGGAAGAGCACUCUUCGGUCUUCAGCUAUGGAACUGGAUGGCUCCUACUUGAGUGUAGCCAAAUCACAAACCUGCUAUCAAACCAAGCAGAGGCCUAUGUCUGCAAUCCAAGACUCCGCUUCAGAAUCCCUUGUGGAGUUUAAGAAUAAUUCUUUGAAGCCAGCAGAUUUUCAUUGUCCUAAAGAGGACCAAGACAGGGUGCCAUUAGAGACCAGAACAUGUGAUUAUGGAUCCCCAGGGAGAAAACUAGUAGACGCAGUCCCUACAGAGAAAGCCCCACCAGCGGAAUUGAAGAUGAAACAAUGCCAACACCUGAAGCCUUCUCCAUCCAGUCAGUGUUGUGGUCAUAGACUUUCUGAAAAUGAAGAUCAUGUUCAUGAAAGUCAUCCUACGCACACGGCCCCUCAAUAUUCCAAAACACAUCUGGAAUCAUGCAAUAAUUGUGGGCUUUCCUGGGCAUCCCUGCUGCAUGGUCAAGGAACACAGCAGGCUAGUGAAACUGAUGUGAGAAAGCAACUCUCGGAAAAUAGAAGGCAGCAACUUAUGCUUCAGAAAAUGGAGCUGGAAAUUGAAAAAGAGCGCCUUCAGCAUCUGCUGACCCAGCAGGAGACAAAGCUUCUCCUGAAACAGCAGCAGCUUCAUCAGUCUCGACUGGAUUAUAAUUGUUUAUUGAAGUCAAAAUAUGCUGACUGGCUGCUGGGAGCAUCAUCAUCCAUCAAAAAGUACCAGGAGUCCACUAACAGUGGUGAAAAUAGAAGGGAGAAGAAGACAGUUGGGUUUCAAUCACAAACAGAAGAUAAUGCCCUAUGGACAUGUCAAAAGAAAGAUGCAUAUCGACCCCAAAGAGGGACAUUGGCAGGAAUUAGAAAAGAUGCGUCCACAUCUCCUAUGACAACAGGAAGCCAAAAGGAGCUUGUAAUCACAACCAUGUCAUCACUGCAGCAUGACACUUCCCGGUAUGAGACUUCUCUGUUGGAUUUGGUUCAAUCUCUGAGUCCAAAGUCUGCUCCCAAACCUCAGCCCCAUCCCUCCAGAGAAGCUGGGGCCUGGAAUCACAGUACUUGCCGAUUUAGUCCUCGAAAAUCAAUCUGGAACAAGGUGGGGGCAGGCAGGACCCCUGAAGACCUGGAGGAGAAUCAAAUUCUGGAAGAUAUCUUUUUCAUUUGACAUUGAAACACAUGCUACAAAAUUUCCAUCAGAAAUGUGUGGGCUUCUUUAUGUACUGAUCUAGAGUGUUAAAUCAUUUGAUGGCAAAGUAACCAUGUCUCUCCCAUACUAGCAUCCUGUUGUGUAUUGAACACAGAAAUCAUUCUACGAACCCGGAGUGGUUUUGGUCAGACCAAUCAGUAGGUAACACAUUAAGGGGUUAUGGGGGUGGAGGGUAGUAUCUUUUCUAGGCCAAGCCUUGUCAUAUUCGGCCUGAUUUCAAGAGUGUUUCCUUCUCAAUACUUUAUUGGAAAAGGUUGGCUUUCUUUCGUAUACAAGGAGAACGUUUUCACUGAAAGAUCCCUCUGAUUUCAAAGUAGCCCCUUUGUAACAUAAGCAGUUUUAGAAAGACCCUUUACCUCUCCUUUACCUCUGUUCCCUCACUGCCUGCCUCUAUGUACGCGUAGCCAUUGAAUCCCAAAGUUGGAGCUCCUGUGCCUAUGCUCACAAGCAACCCUGGGGACUAAUUGUGAGCCGGUAUCAGUAGUCAUCAGCCCAGCAGCUGCCCAUCCCUCAACCAAGGGGCACAAUGGGCUAGAGGGAGGGACCCACCCAACCCUUGGAAACCAGCAUUAAAUCACACAACAGAGUGACUACCCUCAGGAAAUACAAUGGAGGCACAGGCCUAAAGUGCUUUUCCUGCGUCCACCCAUUUCCCAGGAUAAAUAAGAGCAAUAUCUCAGUACGUCUUAUUGGCCCAAGUGCUAUAUUCUUCACUCUUCGGAACUGCCCAUGGCUGUAUCUGGGGAAGAUGGCAGAGCUAGAGAGGGGCAUCAGCUACCACAGGCUGAUAGGCUCUCCCUGGGCCUCCCUCCUACCUAUGAGGAUCAAAGGCCCUGGUGACCAGGCCUUUUAUGUGCUCUGCUCAGGAUCACUGUCCCACUGUCCCAUGACCUCAAAGAACCAUCUCUACUUGCCAGAUUCUCCUUCACCACCCCAGGCAGAGUCUCUCCAUCUUUCCCACUGGGCCUCCAUUUGACCCGAGAAGGCCUGUGGGAGAAGUACACUUGAGGCCUCGUUUUCUCUCUGUUCUCCUAUUCAGCAGAGCUCUUGAGAUGGGUCCUUCAGCUUACAAUGGGCUCUGGUGGGCACUUAUGCUGAUCGGCAGCAUGAUAAGCCCGGUAGAUCCAGUGAGUUUAAAACUUCCCAGUCAUUGGAAGCAAGGGGAAAAUGUGUCCCCAGAUGUGUAUGCUCAAUGACUUUAUUUGAUCUGGAAAGUGUUGCUUUUUUUCUCUCCCUUUCACCAGUCCCAGGCUUGAAGUAGGACCAAGAGUCUUUGUCAGUUAGUGAGUGUUGGUAGCCAAAGUCAGGCCACCCAGUGUAAACUGCAUUUAGUGAGCCUGCAUGGCCUUAUCAAAACUAGAUUAUUUAAGCCUACAAAAACCUUGUUAAACAGAUUCCUCAUCUGAAUAGAUCUAAAUUUCACCGUCUCUUCAGGCUGAGGCCCUAUCAUCUCUACUCAGCCUUCCUUUACUUGGGUCUUUUUGUUCUUUGGAAAAAAGAAUGGAACCUACCAAUACCAUAUCCUUAAUUCGAGGUCAAGAUUAACUAGGUUUAGGCAUUCAACUGAAAGUUUGAAAAAAUACUACCAAUUACAAUGUCCUUUUAAAAUUCACCCCUGUGAGAGUAACUGAGUCAAUUUCAUCCCAUUUCAAAAAGGGUUUGGAGUUUCUUUUGGUGUGGCAGAAGGGGUAGAAGCUGAGAGCCCUCAGCCAUUUUCUCAAUUAAAUUUAAGUUUCCAGAACUUUCUUUUCCUUGCCCCAGGUGUCAUGAGUACCUUAAGUACAUCCCCCCUUGGAUCAGCCAUAACUACACUCUCCCGUUUGGACGCUGGUGUCUUUACAGCUCUCCAGAGUAAGAGGGUGCCAGAAGGACCAAGAAAAGGAUUAUGAUUUCUUUAAGAAGCUUGUUUGCCUUUAGAAGAAUCAUAAGUGAGAUUUAAGCUGAGGUCUUUUGGGGUGAGUCUAUCACAUGCCACAGAUUGGAGUUUAAUUGCUUCUUUACCUCCCCCUGCAUGAGCAAUUUGGAAGAGCCAAGAUGAAUUUUCAGCAGAGCAUCAAUCAACAUACUUUUCAUAUGCUACAUUCCGCCACCAGUUGCCUUUCUGUAUCCUGGGGGCAUUUCCUGUGUGUCAGGGCAGUAGGAUGUGAAUUUGUGUCUAAUCCAGUAUCUUCCUUAUGAAUUGAACAGUGUAUGUUAACAUCUUACUCUGUCUUGGAGAUACAUAUGUGGAGAUACAUAUAUAUAUGAAAAGGUUCUUGUAGGACCUCGAGGCUGUUGUAGAGCCUGGACGCUUGACCUAAUUGCAGAUAUCGUAUGGAAAGAGGAGCAGACACAGAGGGGUCAGGCUUUCUUCCUGGUAAAGUACUCCCAAAGUGACUGCCUCCAGCUGCUUCCUCAAAGCAAGACUGGAUACGUAUUAGGAGAGCUGCACAUAGGGCCACAACAUUGCCUACCCUGUUACCCACUAUUCUGUGAGAGAAAAAAACAACCAGUGUUUGCAAAAUGGGAAAAGGCAAAGUAUGUCCACCAAAGCUCCCUACAAGGGCCCAAAGUGCCUGAUUUAGGAAACUAAGGUUAAUCAAGGAAAAGCUUUUGCUGACAGUCAUCCUUCCUGGAGGCACACUUGUGUUCAUCCAAACAGACCCCAUGGUGGGGACUUCUCUAGAAAACCCCAAACAUCACGGGGAAGGAGGGGCCCUCUCCUUCAGAGCUGCCCUUGGCACUUGGCCCAGCUCCCAGCACCUGGCUCCUACGAGAGAUUUGCUAGCCAGAGACUCUGGGAAGCAAUAGGCCUAAAAGGAGAGAGCCGGAUGAAGUCUGCGGUCAUUAAUGAGGUGGAGAGGCUACAGCAGACUCCUCCCAGCUCGUGCUUUAGCCUCACCUCAGUGCAUAUUGUUUCUAAUGUGGGCAACUGUUCAUAUACGUGAGAGAUUUUAAGUUAAUCAGUUAUCUCCAUGGCUAUUCUCCUCAUGUGGUUGUGGUAUCGAAUCAUCCCUUCGACACCCCUCCUCAGAUCUGUGCGGCGUAGCUUGGAAGCAAGAGCAGCACCACAAGUUAUCAAAAUGUUGUUUUCCUCAGUAUGUGUUAAACAUCAGGAGUGUGGGUCAGCUCAGAGAGAGGAAACGGUUUGCCACAAACUGUUAGGUUUUCCUGGUUGACUCCAACCCACUCCCAUCACGUGGACCCCAAGUCUCCUCUAGGCUGUGUGGUUGCUGGAAAGGAAGUUUCAAUUUACGUGCACCCCUGAGUCCCUUCCACGUGCCUGUCACCCAAAUUGUUCAGCAAGGAAGGACUAUCACAGCACUCGGACACAGGAAAAAUGGUCCUGUCUAGGUGGCUUUAGGUGCUAAGAGAUGCUGGGGAGGGCUUGUGUGCCUGAAAUGCCCAGUUUUGAGAUCAGACUCGUGGGUCCAAUUAACAGCCAGAGACUCUAUCCUGCCCCUUUUUCCCCAGGUCAAUCUGGCACCUCCCCCUGAUCAAGGGGACUGCAGGUAUCCCUCAGAGGAGGAGGUGGCAAGACCACAGUCCUCACUCAACCAGCUCCGAGCCCUGUGCGCCAUCUUGUUCAAUACUUCUGAUAUUUGUACUUUUAAAAAAUCAUUUCAGGGGGGCGCUUGGGUGGCUCAGUCGGUUAAGCAUCCGACUCUUGAUUUCGACUCAGGUCAUGAUCUCACAGUUCGGGAGUUCAAGCUCCAUGUCAGGCUCCACGCCAACGGGGCGGAGCCUGCUUGGGAUUCUCUCUGUGCUUCUCCCCCGCUCGCUCGCUCUCUCUCUAAAAAUAAAUAAACUUUAAAAAAAUAAUAAAAAUACAAAACCAUUUUAGUAUAUAAGUGUCUCUUGUAAGCCACCUUUAAUUCUUCGUGGAAUGAGGACAGGGAAACAUGUACGUGUGCCUAAGUGUUCAGCAUGUUAUCUUGUGCACCGAUAACGAACAUGAGGCCUGACCGACCCUAACUGAGGCCAUCGGCCAGUAAAGAAUAGAAUUCCAACUCAGAAUCUGGGGGUGGGAGGGCCAUUACUCCCUUCUCCCCCCUCUGUCUUCCGGUCAAACCCGAGUAGUAACGAGUCCUCCUCCUACUCCUCAAUCUGCCCCCUCCGCCCUCUCUGCUGACACAUCUCUAGGACAACAGUCUCUGUGUUGGGCUCCCUGCUAGAUGGCCUGGACUCAUCCUUGAAAGAGUGACUUAACCCUCUUUGCCUCGCUCUUAUCUUUAAAUGGGGAUCGUGACAGAGGCUACCUCAGAAUUGUCGUGAAGGUGCAGCGAGCAUGUCGAGCGCUCAGCACAGGGCCCUUCCCAGCACUUAGCAGAGAGCUGGACCAAAUCUUUGAGACCCAGGCACCGGCUCACUUCUGCAGAGGAGGAAACUGAGGCAGAGGCCUGAAGCCUUUCCAGGACAAUCCUGCUUCCACCCUUCCCGUGGUUAGGUUGUGUGUCUGUGUGAGCCUUGGGAAUACAGUCAGCGAAGAGGCUUCUGAGUGAAGAGUCGUGAUGCAAGUGCCUGGAAUGGGUAGCCUCUUCCAAAGUAAUACAGCGAUUACAAGCACAGAAUCUGCCAGCAGGGGACCAGGGCUCACACCCCAGCUCUGCCGUACCGGUGACUUUCAGUACACAGCUGAAGCUCCUCUGUAAAACCGGGUCCAGGGUUAUCGGGAAGACAACUGGGAUGGCAUCAGUGAAGUAGCCAGGACAGUGUCUGGGUCAUCAGUGGUGGGGGGAGGUUGUUUUUAAACAAGGCCCUGCAUCUUCCCCAGCAUAUUCCCCGCCUACCUAAGACAUCUGACAGUUCUUCAGAAUGUCUGCCCAUGGGCCCCUCCCUUGGGGCUCACCCUCCAGCGCCCAGCCCAAGUGUCUCCUCCCUAGACUUGGCCCCUUGCCUUCCAUCCUCAGGGUCGCCCCAAGCCCUGCACCACACUAUUCCGCAGUUGUCUUUGUCAGGGAACCUCAUAUGGGGGAAUGAGUGCAGCUGAUUUUUAUUCUGGGCCCCAUUACUUUCUUGCAGUGGCAUUUUGGGCAAGUUACUUACCUUCCCCAAGCCUCUUACUGUGAUUCACGUGGAGACUCUGGAAACCAGAAGAAUUCUCAUACCUCAAUUAGUGGAGUACGGGGCCCUCAGAAAUGGUUACAUUUUCCCCCUUGAUUUUGAGUGGUGGAGAACCAGUUUGCAUCGAUCUUGUAAGUUUGUUUAUAGUUUUCUGCAGAGUUCAGUGUACUGGGGUAAACAAAGCUGUCACGAACUCAAAAGGUUUUGAACCUCAAGUGGCUACAUCAACUAUUAAUAAAUAUUCCAUUUAUGAA